Messenger RNA from Aspergillus glaucus CBS 516.65, 1335 nucleotides. Its product is annotated as WD40 repeat domain-containing protein. Gene Ontology annotation, molecular function: protein binding. The record is from RefSeq and is a predicted model, not a curated record. Lineage: Eukaryota; Fungi; Ascomycota; Eurotiomycetes; Eurotiales; Aspergillaceae. Bases 1 to 1335 code for a protein of 444 amino acids. The transcript has 2 exons.
AUGACCACCCCAUCCAACCAUCGAUCCCCCGCAACACCAACAUACAUCCUCCGCGGCCAUGUAUCCCCAAUCCACGCCCUGCAUCUCUUCGCCAACAACCUCCGUCUUAUCUCCGGCGAUGCAGAAGGCUGGAUUAUCGUCUGGGAUAUGGUGAGCAAGCGGCCGGUGGUUUCGUGGAAGGCGCAUGGGGGUGCUGUUUUGGAGGCGAAGGGGUUUGAGUUUGGUGGGAAUGGGACGGUUGUGUAUACACAUGGACGAGAUCACAAAUUACGAGUUUGGAGGUUUGCGGUGAAGGAUGAGGGGUUCCUUGAUAAGACUCUUCCGGUUGAUGUCAAGGAGGGAGUGACCGCUCAGAGUCAGCCGUGGAUGUUACAUUCGCUCCCGGUUAAUGCGCUGAAUUUUUGUGCUUUUGAUAUGAUUUUUCUUGAUGCCCUUCGUUCUGUGGACGACGAGAAACAGGGGUCCCAGGAAGGACCAUUUUCGGAUACCCAGUCAUCGCAGGACAGUGCAUCCCAACCACCGGUGCUCUUCGCAGUCCCCAAUGCCCUCAAUUCCGGCGCAAUUGACAUCUUCCACUUACCCCUAGAACGACGAGUGUCAACCAUCCCAGCAGACCCAGCCACAAACACCGGCAUGGUAAUGGCCGUUCGUCUACUUCUCUCCUCAACCGGAGAGUUAUACGCCGCAUCCGCCUACGAAGACGGCCAAGUAAUGGUCUUCGUCCGACGUAGCCGUCUAACUGAACAAGAAAUCUCAUCAAGUGCAAGCGGCAAGGGCACCGCCUGGAAAUGGGAGAAGCUGUAUACGAGCAAGCCGCAUACACAACCGGUCCUGUCGAUUGAUGUCGCUCCGUCUAAAGAUUACUUUUUUUCUUCUUCUGCCGAUUCGGUAUUGGUGAAACAUCCUAUUCCUAAUGCGGGUCUUGUGGGCGUGGGUCAUGCGGAGGAAAAGGCAUUGAAAACGAUCAGCACGAAACAUGCUGGACAACAGGGUCUGCGUAUACGUUCUGAUGGGAAGAUAUUUGCGACUGCGGGGUGGGAUGCCAGGACUAGGGUGUAUUCGUGCAAGUCGAUGAAGGAGCUCGCUGUGCUUAAGUGGCAUAAGGAUGGGUGUUAUGCUGUUGCGUUUGCGGAGGUCUCUGGUGAUGGUUCUACUGCUUCACCUACGACCAAUGCAGAGUCCAAGCCAGGGGACGAGAAAGACACGCAACUUACGAAACGAAAUGAGGGUUCACUCGCAGCUGUCCAACAACAAAGAAAUCGAAAGGCACAAAAAACCCAUUGGCUAGCUGCCGGCUCGAAAGAUGGAAAGAUUUCAUUAUGGGAUAUCUAUUGA